AUGGCCGCAGCCGCCCGCACCUACCUCGCCUUCCAGCACAACGCCAAACUCCACACCCUCAAGACCAUCGUCACCGCAAUCCGCCCCUUCACCGACCUCGAAGAAUCCAACCGCCAGCUCUUCAAAGAUGGCAGCGACCAAGACCACGUCGUCGUGACGGAGCAGACCAUCUUCCACCCCCAAGGCGGCGGCCAGCCCUCCGAUGUCGGCUCCAUGACGACAUCGUCAGGCGCGUCAUUUUCGGUCAACUCGGUGCGCAUGGACGGCGUGCGCGACGGCCAGGUGCUGCACUUCGGGCGUUUCAGCGGCGCGAACGCGAUGUUCAAGGAGGGCGAUGAGGUGGAGCAGGCGAUUGACGUCGAGAAGAGGCUGCUGUACUCGCGGUACCACACUGCUGGGCAUGUCCUCGGCGCGGCGGUGCGGCAUCUGCUGGAGAAGGAGGUCGAGGGCUUCGAUGAGCUGAAGGCGUCGCAUUUUCCGGACUCAGCGAAUUGCGAAUUUCAGGGGCUGAUUGAUGGGAAGCACAAGGACUCGAUCCAGAAGAAGGUUAAUGAGUUCUUGGAUGCGAAGAUGCCGGUCAAGGUUGACUUCUGGGAUGAGGAGGACUUCAAGAAGCGGGGACUGGAGAGGCUGAUUCCGGACAGGAGUCUGGCCCCGCCUGGGGAGAAGUUCAGGGUUGUUGAGAUUGUGGGCGCGGAGGUGUAUCCUUGCGGAGGAACGCAUGUCGAUACGACGGACUUGUGUGGUGUUACGACGGUGAGGAAGAUCUCCAGGAGUAAGGGCAAGUCAAAGGUCAGCUAUGCGGUGUCUGCGGAGGCACCAGCCCAGUCAUAG
This is a messenger RNA of Colletotrichum chrysophilum, 834 nucleotides long. RefSeq lists its product as uncharacterized. Gene Ontology annotation, molecular function: alanine-tRNA ligase activity; ATP binding; Ser-tRNA(Ala) deacylase activity. The transcript has a single exon. The record is from RefSeq and is a predicted model, not a curated record. The coding region runs from base 1 to 834 and encodes 277 amino acids. Lineage: Eukaryota; Fungi; Ascomycota; Sordariomycetes; Glomerellales; Glomerellaceae. Gene Ontology annotation, biological process: alanyl-tRNA aminoacylation; regulation of translational fidelity.